This is a messenger RNA of Lactuca virosa, 1053 nucleotides long. NCBI's taxonomy places the organism in Eukaryota, Viridiplantae, Streptophyta, Magnoliopsida, Asterales, Asteraceae. The record is from the annotation of a GenBank genome assembly.
AUCCAUUCAAAAAUCUGUCCCUAAGAAACCCUGGCCUGGCUUGGCUCCUUUUCCACAUUGGAUUUCAAUCCCCCUUUUUAUCCACAGUUUCUUUCUGCAUCGAAUUAAGCCCUAGAUUGAGUGCUCAGUAGAUACAUAUAUAAUAUAUAGAAUUUCCACACACACGGUAUGUGUAUGGGACCACCAAGUGGGUGGAGCAGAGCUCGAGGGUUAGUAGUGAAGACGCUGGUUUUGAUCGGAGGUGCUCUUUUGGUUAAGCGAUUAACCAAGUCCACCACUCGGUGGGACCAUGCUCGCAUCGUUUCUCAAUCUAUCGCCGGCGAAAAGUUCUCAAAGGAACAAGCAUCCAGAGAUCCCGAUAAUUUCUUUAAUUUAAGAUGGCUUUCCUGCCCAGCUGCAGAUAUGGUGGAUGGAUCGAAGGUUCUAUAUUUCGAGCAAGCAUUUUGGAGAACUCCCCAUAAGCCAUUUAGACAGAGAUUUUGUAUGGUCAAACCUUGCCCAAAGGAGAUGAAAUGUGAUGUUGAGUUGAGUACAUAUGCCAUACGCGACGCAGAGGAGUACAAGAACUUUUGUGAUCGCCCAAGGGACCAACGUCCACAGCCUGAAGAAGUAAUUGGGGAUGUAGCGGAACAUCUUACCACCAUAUAUCUCAAGCGUUGUGAACGAGGGAAACGCUGUUUGUACGAGGGUUCAACACCACCCGAUGGCUUCCCUAAUUCAUGGAAUGGUGCAUCAUAUUGUACAUCAGAACUGGCAGUCUUGAAGAACAAUGAGGUUCAUAUGUGGGAUAGGGGCUAUGAUGAUGAUGGAAACCAAGUUUGGGGAGUGAAGAAUGGUCCUUAUGAAUUCAAGGCUGCACCUGGACCUGCAUCUGCAUCUACUUCUGCUUCUGUUGAUAUGUUAUCUCCAUUAAAUUUCCCUCCUCUUUCUAUAGGUAAGCCGAUAGAAGGUUCCUUUGUUCUUCAAGAAUAAUCACAUAUGUUGCAUUAUUGCCUUGUGGCUUGUAAUAUAUACCAUAAUUAUUUUUAAUAUAUGCCAUUAAAUCCCUUAUUA